Molecule: messenger RNA, 315 nt
Organism: Rangifer tarandus platyrhynchus (Svalbard reindeer)
Lineage: Eukaryota; Metazoa; Chordata; Mammalia; Artiodactyla; Cervidae
Source: the annotation of a GenBank genome assembly
AUGAGGUUAGUUUUAAGAAGUUGUGGGUUUUAUUUUGGCCCCAAAAAGAUAAGUGAAGUCCUGACCCCCAGUAUCUCAGAAUGUUCCCUUGGACAUAGGAGAUUUGCAGAAGAGUGUACUGGAGUAGUGUGUGUGCUUAGUUGUAUCCGCAAGGCUCCUCUGUCCAUGGAAUUUUUCAGGCAGGAAUACUGGAGUGGAUUGCCAUUUCCUUCUCUGGGGGACCUUACCACCCAGGGAUUGAACCCACAUUUCCUGUGUCUCCUGCAUUGCAAGAGGAUCCUUUAUCCACUGAGCCAUCGGGGAAGCCCUUUGUAA